Messenger RNA from Syzygium oleosum, 2663 nucleotides. Its product is annotated as UTP:RNA uridylyltransferase 1. Bases 86 to 2419 code for a protein of 777 amino acids. The transcript has 6 exons. NCBI's taxonomy places the organism in Eukaryota, Viridiplantae, Streptophyta, Magnoliopsida, Myrtales, Myrtaceae. Gene Ontology annotation, molecular function: RNA uridylyltransferase activity. The record is from RefSeq and is a predicted model, not a curated record.
UUUUGACAUCCCCCCCCCCCCCCCCCCCGCUUCAGCGUGGACGAGUAGACGGCAACACUGAAAACCUCGGGGCCAACCCACCACCAUGGGCGGCGGCGGCGGCGGACGCGACGAGCCUCCUCCGGGGAGCUCGGCGAACGGCGGCGAGUUCCUCCUGUCCCUCCUCCGCCGGCCCCACCAUCCCCAGCCCCAGCUCCAGCACCCGCACCCGCACCCGCAGCCCCAGCCGCUGAACCUGACCCUCGACCCGGCCGUCGCCGCCGUCGGCCCCACGAUCGCCUUCCCCGGGCCGCCCCCCAACGGCCACGAUUUCUCCUCCCCGCCGCCGUGGCCACCCCACCACGGCCACCACCACCACCACCACCACGCCGCCGCCGUGUCGCCUCCCUCUCUCUACCCGCACGGCUUCUUCGGGCUCGCUCCCCCCGGGGGGAGCCAGUCGCCCGCGAAUCAUCACAAUCAGGGACUUCCGCUCGACGAUUUCAGGAGACUGGGGCUCGGAGGGUUCGACGAGAGAGGGGUUGCCCCGCACAAUCUCGCUCAACAGCUGAAGCAACUGCAACUGCAGCAGCAGCAGCAGCAGCAGCGGGCGCAGCAGCUGCAGCGCCAUCAGCAGGAGCAGAGUCUGCAGUUUGGCUCUAUUCCUCCUAAAAUUAUACCUUCCGAGGUCGUUUCGAUUAAAAAUUCGGUUUUUGAUUCUGCAAGAGAGCCUAACAUAGGUUCCGGUAGUAGAAGCAGUGAUAGGUUUGAGAAGAAUAGGCAGUUUAAUCUGCGAGGGAAUUCGAGCGCUAAUGUCAAUGCUCCUCGGCGUGGGAAUAGCGAGCUUGGUGAGCGGGAGAGGCGAGCGGUCGGUCGGGGAAAGCAGAACCACGUGGGGAAUGAUAGGCAUAUGCCGCCAGGGUUCCCGGCGAAUCCGAGCGGGAGAGGGAAUUCGGGUCUUGGUAAUAGGAGAACAGAUUUUGAGCGCAAUGUGGAUGGGGAAAAGAAUAAUCGGAGUGAGUGGAAUCGUAGGAAUGUGAGUUCAAGUGACGGGGAUGUGAUAGCGAGGAGAUUUCAGUUCGAUGAUCAUAGAAUGCCUAGCAGAAAUUCAGGGGGGACGCAGCUCAGCGAGCAGCUUGAUCGCCCUGGUCCACCUACUGGGAGUAACCUUCGGUCAGUUUCUGCCUCGAACGUAGAGGAGUCUGUUGCUCUGCGCUCUGCAGCUGCUGAGAACGACGGCAAAGGUGAAGGGGAAGGAGAGGGGGUCGCGAUGAGGAGAGCCGGUAAAGUAGGUGCUGAUGAGCUUGAUGAUUUGCUUGAGGACGAAGUUGAUGAGAAAAACGAGAAAAAGCAGCACCGGAGUCAUCGAGAAAAGGAUUUCAGGUCAGAUUCCAGAGGACAAAGGCUGCUUACACAGCGAAUGAGGAUCUUUAAAAGCUCAAUGGAGUGUCGCUGGGACAUAGACAGGCUGAAUGCUCCCUUUCUUGCAAUUUAUGAUUUCUUGAUACCACCUGAAGAAGAAAAGGCUAAGCAGAAGCAGUUGUUGACAUUGUUGGAGAAAUUAGUCAGCAAAGAGUGGCCAGAAGCUAAGUUAUACCUGUAUGGAUCAUGUGCCAGCUCUUUUGGGGUUUGCAAGAGUGAUAUUGAUGUGUGCCUUGCUAUUCAGGAUGCCGACAUUGAUAAAUCAGAGGUUAUACUGAAAUUAGCAGACAUAUUGGAAUCAGAUAAUUUAGAAGAUGUGCAGGCACUAACACGUGCUAGGGUCCCCAUAGUAAAGCUUAAAGAUCCAGCGACAGGAAUAUCUUGUGAUAUAUGCAUUAACAAUGUCUUGGCGGUUGUUAAUACGAAGCUUCUGCGAGAUUAUGCCCAAAUAGAUGUGAGAUUGCGGCAGUUGGCAUUUAUUGUGAAACAUUGGGCGAAAUCCAGAGGAGUAAAUGAAACUUAUCAAGGCACAUUAUCCAGCUAUGCGUAUGUGCUGAUGUGCAUUCACUUCUUACAACUACGUAGACCUGCUAUUCUUCCAUGCUUACAGGAGAUGGAGGCAACGUACGCUGUCACUGUUGAUAAUAUAGAAUGCGCUUUCUUUGAUAAAGUGGAGGAGCUCUGUGACUUUGGAUCACAUAACAGGGAAACCAUUGCGCAGUUGGUGUGGGCAUUUUUUCAUUAUUGGGCAUAUCGUCACGAUUACACAAAUACCGUCAUAUCCGUUCGCACCGGGAGCUUGCUCAGCAAGCGGACUAAGGACUGGACAAGGAGAAUCGGGAACGAUCGGCAUCUGAUCUGCAUAGAAGAUCCAUUCGACGUCUCGCAUGACCUGGGAAGAGUCGUGGACAAGUUCAGCAUCAAAGUACUGCGGGAGGAGUUCGAACGUGCCGCCGAGAUCAUGCAGUAUGAUCCGAACCCCUGUGUGACGCUGUUCGAACCAUACAUCGCCUCAUGAACGCGGUGCUUAAUUUAAGCCAGGUUGAUAAUGUAAAUUUCGUGCAUCUUAUCUAACCUGUAAAGCCAGCCCUCUCUUUCUAGAUUUUGAUUGGGACCUUGCCUUUGUUCAUAGAGUCUGUAUUCAAAGUAUGAUUGCCUUUUUCUAGUUUUUGCUUGCGGACUUCUACAUGAAGGUUUUUAUUGGGUUGUGUCAAUUGUAAUAUUCAUAAGACUAAUCUACAUAAAAAGCCGUUUUAGAAUAA